Vigna radiata var. radiata (mung bean) is the source of this 1324-nucleotide messenger RNA. Its product is annotated as caffeic acid 3-O-methyltransferase. Gene Ontology annotation, molecular function: S-adenosylmethionine-dependent methyltransferase activity; O-methyltransferase activity. NCBI's taxonomy places the organism in Eukaryota, Viridiplantae, Streptophyta, Magnoliopsida, Fabales, Fabaceae. The coding region runs from base 50 to 1108 and encodes 352 amino acids. The transcript has 4 exons. Gene Ontology annotation, biological process: methylation. The record is from RefSeq and is a predicted model, not a curated record.
CCUCUUCUCACAAAUUCCAAAACUCUGCAACAACAACGUCAACAAGAAGAUGGCAGAGGAAGCCACGGAUUCUCGAAAGCAAGCGAGGCUCGCAAUCAUGGAACUGGCCAACAUGAUAAGCGUUCCGAUGGCCCUAAACGCCGUCGUUCGCCUCAACGUCGCCGACGCCAUCUGGAACUCCGGCGCCAACAUCCCCAUCUCUGCCGCCCAGAUCCUCCCCCGCAUCCUCCCCGCCGGCGACGCCGAGAACCUCCAGCGACUCCUCCGCAUCCUCACCAGCUACGGCGUCUUCAAGGAGCACGUCGACGCCGGCGAACGCAAGUACUCCCUCACCGACGUCGGCAAAACGCUUGUCACUGACGAGCAAGGUCUCUCCUACGGUGCUUACGUGCUUCAACACCACCAGGACGCGUUGAUGCGAGCGUGGACAUUGGUUCACGAGGCAGUGGUGGACCCUACGAAGGAGCCGUUCGAGAGGGCGAACGGUGAGGGAGCGUAUGGGUAUUAUCUGAAGCAGGAAGAGAUGAACGAGUUGAUGGUGAAGGCCAUGUCAGGAGUGUCAGUGCCCUUCAUGAGGGCCAUGUUAGAGGGCUACGAUGGCUUCCAAGGUGUGGAGAGGCUGGUGGACGUGGGUGGUAGUGGCGGUGACUGCCUCCGCAUGAUCCUGCAGAAACACCCCAGCAUCAAGGAGGGGAUAAACUUCGACCUCCCUGAAGUUGUGGCCAAAGCACCACCAACCCCAUAUGUAACCCAUGUGGGUGGUGACAUGUUCAAAUCUAUUCCCCAAGGAGACGCUAUCUUCAUGAAGUGGGUGCUAACAACAUGGACGGACGAAGAAAUAAAGCAGAUAAUGCGGAACUGUCACAAAGCACUUCCUGAGGGAGGGAAAGUGAUAGCUUGUGAGCCAGUGCUGCCAGAGCAUUCAGAUGAGAGUCACAGAACAAGGGCGUUGCUUGAGGGUGACAUUUUUGUGAUGACAAUCUACAGAGCGAAGGGGAAGCACAGGACUGAAGAACAGUUCAGGCAGUUAGCCAUUGAUGCAGGUUUCCCUCGUUUCAGAGCCAUCCAUGUUGACCAUUUUUACACUGUUCUUGAGUUUCAGAAAUGAAAUUAAGGCAACCAUUCUUCUCUGUUUCAAGGUCAUUGUUCUGUAGACUGAGUUGAGUGGUAGUGGUCUUGUGAUAUUAGAACUGAGUUGCUUGGAGGAUCAGGCAAAGAUUGUUAGACAUUGACAUAAAAACAGAGUAACGACAGAGUAGUACCCCCUAUGUAGCCUAAAGUUAAAUAACUAUCUGCUCAAAAGUUAUCCUUUGAUUUAAGUUAA